AUGAUCGCCACCCGCAGCUCCGCGCUGCUUCCUUUCAGGCCUUUCCAACAUGGGCCUCGACUAAAUCAGCUCGAUCAGCAUAUCCUCCUCUCUUUGUACAACUCUUCCCCCCGACAUUCGCGGAUACAGCAGAGAGGUCUUCAUGCUGCGCCAUCGUACGAACGGCUCCACUGCCGGACCACGAUCUUGCGCAACGUCUCGAUACCAGCGUCACUCCGGCCAUACACAGACCCUUCCCUGCGGUCUGGCAUAGCUGUACAUGCGAAGCAUUUCUCAAGCUGUCGUGCCCUCCACGAAUACCCCACGCCGGUCAUCAAAGAUCAAGUCCGGUCAAAAAAGAACGAUGACGCUGAUGAAGAGGAAGCUUUCCAAAAAAGUGAGAAAGCGACACAGGCCUCCCACGUCAAUCUUAGCGCCAGAUUGUCCAAGGAAGGCAUUGCGGGCAAGAGUGCAGGUUUCAAGGAAGUGUGGCGACUGAUUAAAAUCGCCCGACCAGAAGCCAAAGUGCUGGUAUGGGCGUUUCUGUUCCUCCUGAUCUCCUCCUCAAUUAGCAUGUCUAUACCUUUCUCGAUCGGCAAGAUUCUAGAUAUUGCUACUAAAGGAGGGGCGAAGACGGAAGGCCCCGAGGCGGAAGAGAAGACAGACAUGUUGUUUGGUCUCAGCUUGACUACCUUCUACGCCGCGCUGGCCGCUGUCCUUGCAACCGGCGCCGCAGCCAAUUAUGGACGAAUCAUCAUCCUCAGGAUUGUGGGGGAACGAAUUGUUGCGAGACUCAGGUCGAAGCUCUUUCGGCAGACUUACGUUCAAAAUGCAGAGUUCUUCGACGCAAACCGAGUGGGUGAUUUGAUCUCGAGGCUCAGCUCUGACACCAUCAUUGUCGGCAAAUCCAUCACGCAAAACCUUUCUGACGGACUGCGCUCUUUCGUCAGCGGGGCUGCAGGAUUCGGUUUGAUGGCUUGGGUCUCUCUCAAGUUGACAGGCAUCUUAUUGUUGCUGUUCCCGCCCGUCGCUCUUGGUGCCUUCUUUUAUGGACGAGCGAUUCGAAACCUCAGUCGAAAGAUUCAGAAGAAUCUGGGAACACUGACGAAGAUUGCGGAGGAAAGACUUGGAAAUGUUCGGACCUCGCAAGCAUUUGCCGGAGAAAUCCUUGAGGUCCAUCGAUACAAUACCCAAGUGCGCAAAAUCUUCGAGCUCGGUAAGAAAGAAUCGCUGAUCAGCGCGACAUUCUUCUCAACGACAGGGCUCAUGGGUAAUAUGACCAUCUUGACGCUUCUGUACGCCGGUGGGAGUAUGGUGUCAAACGGGACCAUCACCAUUGGCGAACUCACCACCUUCCUUAUGUAUACCGCAUAUGCGGGAUCUUCACUCUUUGGACUGUCGUCAUUCUACUCGGAACUCAUGAAAGGUGUGGGUGCGGCAUCCAGACUGUUCGAAUUACAGGACCGGGAACCCACCAUAUCUCCCACAAAGGGUGAAAAGGUUGUGUCAGCCCGAGGUCCCAUUCGAUUUGAGAACGUCUCCUUUAGCUACCCUACAAGACCCGCGGUGAAUAUCUUCCAGAACCUUGACUUUGAGAUUCCUCAAGGCUCCAAUGUCGCCAUUGUUGGGCCGUCAGGCGGAGGGAAAAGCACCAUUGCCUCCCUGAUUUUGAGGUUCUACACCCCAACCGACGGCCGAAUCUUGAUUGGUGGAAAGGACAUUUCCACCCUGAACAUCAAAUCUCUGCGCCGGAAAAUUGGCGUUGUUUCGCAGGAGCCGGUCUUGUUUUCUGGGACCAUCGCCGAGAACAUUGCCUAUGGCAGACCACAUGCCACGAGGGCCGAAAUCCUGCGGGCGGCAAGACGCGCCAAUUGCCAAUUCAUCAGCGAUUUCCCCGAUGGUCUCGACACCUACGUUGGCGCGCGUGGUACACAGCUGUCCGGUGGCCAGAAGCAGAGAAUUGCUAUUGCUCGAGCUCUGGUCAAAGAACCGGACAUUUUGAUUUUGGAUGAAGCCACCUCGGCCCUGGACGCCGAAUCCGAAACCCUCGUCAAUGAGGCUCUAGCUUCAUUGUUGAGGGGUAGUAAUACUACCAUCUCCAUCGCCCACCGUCUCUCCACAAUUAAACGAUCCGACACCAUCAUCUGCUUGAGUAGCGAUGGCCAUGUGGCUGAAAUGGGCUCGUUCAAAGACCUCAGCAGUCGACCAGAUGGUGCCUUUACUAAACUCAUGGAGUGGCAAAUGAGCGGCGGUGAAGCGCCGCGAAAUCACCUCAGCGACGGGCCACCGAAUGAGAGGGACGAGAUCGAGGUGGAUUUGGAAGCAGUAGACGAAGUCGACAGCGACGCUGACGACGAAAUUGAGGGCAGCCAGGCGCAAAAAGUGGUGAGCGAAGCCAUCGAACAGAAGAAGAAAUGA
Capronia epimyces CBS 606.96 is the source of this 2397-nucleotide messenger RNA. RefSeq names its product ABC transport system ATP-binding protein. Gene Ontology annotation, molecular function: ATP hydrolysis activity; ATP binding; ABC-type oligopeptide transporter activity. The transcript has a single exon. Bases 1 to 2397 code for a protein of 798 amino acids. Gene Ontology annotation, biological process: transmembrane transport. NCBI's taxonomy places the organism in Eukaryota, Fungi, Ascomycota, Eurotiomycetes, Chaetothyriales, Herpotrichiellaceae. Gene Ontology annotation, cellular component: membrane. The record is from RefSeq and is a predicted model, not a curated record.